Messenger RNA from Drosophila virilis, 5270 nucleotides. RefSeq names its product (E3-independent) E2 ubiquitin-conjugating enzyme UBE2O. Lineage: Eukaryota; Metazoa; Arthropoda; Insecta; Diptera; Drosophilidae. Gene Ontology annotation, molecular function: ubiquitin conjugating enzyme activity. The record is from RefSeq and is a predicted model, not a curated record.
UUGGUUUUUUUUUUUUUUAAAUAAGUUGGCAAAAUUGUAACAAAAUUCCGAAGUCGCCCCAGUGUAGACUUCAAAUGUAUUCAUUAAGCAGUAUUAGAAAGAAAUCUGAACUAUGCUAGACACCUCUCGCCCAGUACUCGGUUGUAAAUAAAUUCGAUUGUGUAGAGUACGUGAAACAGCAAUUACAUACAUUAUUACUAGGAAGCACCACAUCUUGCCGAUAGGCGGCCCAUGUUCACAAUUGGUAAUAUGUUGAGUCAAGUCGCGGGUGCUGCCAAUGCCGGCGGCACCCCAUUGGAGGCUUCGGCGACACCACCGCCAGGAGCAGCAGUAGAUAUGGAGACUGAAACGUCACCAACAGUUGAAUCGCGGCCAUUUGUGGCAAGCGGUGCAUCUAGUAAUCGUAAAACGGCUGGCGGUGCUGCGGCGUCUAAGAGCUCGGACAAUCGGGAGUUUCAGUUCUUUUUCGAGGAUGAGGUAUUUCGCAUCGAUCGCAAAGGGCGCGUACGUUUUGGAGUCGUCACUGGAACAGCCGAAUCGUACUCUUCGGAUGAUGAGGAGGAGGAAGCUAACGAGGUGCUCAGCAAGGGCGAGGUGCGCGUCGCCUUCUAUCCGGAUGGCAAGGAAAUUGUGAGAACUGAAAAAUCGAUUGGUCUCGUCGACCGCACGCUGAUGCCAGGUGAUGUGGUGCGACGCCGUCUACCAGGACAGAAACAUAUGUCUGGCCAGGCUGGCUAUGUGCGCGAUGUAAACGUUCGUGCAGACGUCAAAGUACUGGGCACCAAAUACGUGAUCAGGAAUGUGCCCUCGGAGCGCUUAAAGCCGAUUUCAGAAUGGUCACGCGAUGUGCCCGUAUGUUUAGGGAAUUGGAUUGGAUACACCAUCAACGUAGAUGAGUCUGCCGUGCUAAAAUCAAACUUUGGCACACUUCUUGAAAUCACAUCGAACGACUUUCACAAGUUCAGGGAUGCUUACGGGCCCAGUGAGCGUGAAGUCUUUAGUCCCAGUGUAUACUACCCAAAUAAUGUAGUCGUUGGACGUUUACCGCCGUUGGAUCGCGUCACCAAUUUAACCCCGGACAUACCUUUACCAACCAAUCGCAAGCGACGCUCUAUGUAUACUGUCGAAUCUGUCAAAACAACGGCGAUAACUGUUGCUUGGACAUUUAAGGCCACGCCACAGUUUGAUAGUGGUAAUGAAUUGGAUCCACUAAAGCAGCCAAAAAGGUGCAUAAAGGGCGAUGACUUGGCCAAUGUUAAGCGCUUGAACAUCUACGAAUCUUAUAUGCUCCAAAUUCACGAUCGAUUCUACCUCAAAUAUUCGAAAUGUGAUAAACUUAUAAAAUAUUCCGUCUGGGAGCAGGAGCAGGCCAAGUUAUACCAGACCAUUUUCCAACGUCAAAAGAGCGAGGAGAGUAAGCAAACGGCACAGAAUGAGCUGUCGAAGCAAAACUCGACUGCGACUGCGACUGCGACUGGAUUUGAGAACACGCCUUCGCCGUCGGCGCCAUCCAGCUCUCGCAGUGCUCACAUGUUCAAAGUGCGGCGUGUCACUGGUAAACCUAGCAAUCAGCGACUGAAUCGCUCUCUGGCCGAAAGCAACGAUGCAAGUAAUAUGCCAAUUAAGACGACCGCUUCAACUCACUCGACUGGUAAAAAGACACGGGCAAACAAUGAUGAGACCUGGGACACUGCGGAUGAUGAGGGCGAUGAAGAGCCACUACAGGAAGCUCAGGACGUAAUAGAUACAAUUGAAGUGACAGCCAAUACUCCCGAGACAGAAGGUGGCACGAAUUCGUUAAACUCCUUUGCCUCGCAAGCAGCCCGUAUUGUUACACGGAAUUUCAAACGCAGAUCAAGCAAGAAAAAAGCACGACCAAGCAAAAAAACAUCAAUGCCAAGAAAAGAGAGCGAUCCCAAAGAUGGCGAUGAUAUGGUUGUAGAAACUUUGGUUGUGUAUAGUUCGUUAACGGUUGUGUGGCAGGAUGGAUCUGUGGAAUCAGGCAUACCAUCAACGGAUCUAUAUCCGAUACACCAUUUGGACAAUCAUGAGUUCUUCCCAGGAGAUUUUGUUAGCAAGGCUAACGAUUACAGUACCUCACAAAUAGAUUACGGGGUCAUACAGUCGGUGGAUCAUGAUGAACGCAUAGCCAAAGUUAAAUGGUUUAACAUCUAUGGCAAUAUGGAUAAUCCAGUUCCAUCAUGCAAGGAUGUGGAGGAGCUUAGUGUUUACGAUUUGAAAGAUCAUGCGGACUAUCAGUACCGACCAGGCACGAUGGUCAUUCGAGUAUCUAAUUUCACGGGAGAGGACCUUAAUUCUACGGCUGGCCAAGUGAUUGACAACUUUCCCGAUGGCCGUGUGCGUGUUUGGUGGGUCAACGGCCAUAUCACCAUGUGCUAUCCGCAGGAUCUUUUUGAGAUCCAUCAGAGCGAUACGCAGGAUGCGUACGAGUCUGACGAUUCGGAGAAUUCAUGGGAGACACAGUCGGAGAAUAGUCAAACAAUGAAUAUAAGCGCUAGCAUCGCAUCGAUGGAUGUAGAGGAUCACAUAAUAUCAGGAAUUGAUCGUGCCAAAGAAGCCAUUCAGCGCCUGGAAAAAAUCUUUCACGUGCUGCCAGAGCAGCGAAAGGCGGAUGUUCUCAAAGAUCUGCUGGCCGUAUAUAAUAACUGCCGUUUUCUAGACCGUUUUCUAAAAACAGAUUUCUUUCACGAAGAUUACUUUACCGGCAUUCUGUGCCGCAAGAAAAAUCCCCAGUCCCAAAAGCAGACUGUUUCGCCGUCUGCAGCCAAAAGCAGUUCAAAUACGCCUCAGUCCGCUGCGGACACAUCUCAGCGCAAUGUCGAGGCACAACUUUCUAUACCGGAUAUAGCUUCACCAGUUGUUCGACAAGCAAUUAAGUUGGAGAUGCCAUUGAUAGGACAAGCAGCUUCAACAUCUACGCCAAAUAAACGCAAGUCCUCCACUCAUGUUGACGAAGUUCAGUGCAAAAAGAAUAGCAGCAGCGAAAAGAUUAACGUUGAGGAUUCCGCAGAGCAGUCGGUGCUUCUAGACAACAUCUCACUGUCCGAUAGCGAAACUCAGCUAACCUAUAACGAGCUGAUUACUAAGUAUCGAAGCGAAUAUGCGGAUAUGAUCAGAACAGCACGUGUCAGCAUUACUAAGGCCUUCGAGAAGCAUAAGAACAGUAAGAAUGACUCUGGAGUUCAUUCGCGCGGCGAGAACAGCUCGAGCGAAAUCACUUCCGGUUGCGAUUCAAAAGAUACUACCCAAGGCGAGAAAAAACAGUCUAUUUUGAGGUCGUCUUCCAGUACCAGUAUUGAGUUAGUGGCCAAUCACGAUGCGGACGUUUGUGAGGUUUUCUGUUUUUUGAUUAAAGAACAAAUGGCCAAGUGCCGCGAGGCAAUCGUGGAAACCUUUGGCAGAAACAAAACUGACGACAAGGAUGUGGAUGAACACAUAAGCGAUGUGGAUGUGGAUGUUGAUGAGGAUGUCGAUGUCGAGACGUCAGAUCAUGAUAUCCCGCCAGCAUAUGAGAAAGAGCAGGAUCAGGUUAUGGAGCAGCCCUUGAAUCUCAAUGGACUCUCUGAGUCAUUGCCCCCGUUAGAAAGCCCAACCGCUUGCUCAUCACCCUCGCCUUGGCAGGUUACCACGUCGAGCAAUAAUUGUUUUGAAGUAAUGCCCAAUGCUCCACUUGGUCAUUAUUUUAUUGGAAAUAUUAUACAUCCGAACAACAAGGCACACUAUCAGCGCGCCGUACAGCGCGAGUAUGCUAUGCUCCAGGCAUCGCUACCUCCAGGCGUUGUUGUGCGUGCCUAUGAGGAUCGCAUGGAUCUCAUAUCUGUCAUGAUGGUGGGUCCCAAGCGCACACCUUACCAAAACGCUCUAUUUUUCUUCGACUUCCAAAUGGGCUGUGACUAUCCCAAGAGUCCGCCCACGUGUCAUUACAUAAGCUUUUGUACGGAGCGCCUUAAUCCCAAUUUAUAUGAAGAGGGCAAGGUUUGCGUCUCGCUACUAGGCACCUGGUCAGGACGCGAUACUGAGGUGUGGUCGCCUCAAAGCACAAUGCUGCAGGUGCUGGUCUCUAUACAGGGACUCAUACUGGUCGAUGAGCCCUACUAUAAUGAGGCCGGCUAUGAAAAACAACGUGGCACUCAGCUGGGCAAUGAAAACUCACGCGUCUACAAUGAGAUGGCAAUUAUUAAAAUAGUCCAUUCAACGGUAAAACAAUUGCAAAAUCCCCCAUUCAUCUUUCGAAAGGAAUUGAUUGAGCACUUUAAGGAAUUUGGUAGCGAGUUACAUGGCCGCAUGCAGGCUUGGUCUGAAUAUUCGGCCGACGCACAGCGACUAAAAAUAACCAGCAUUAAUGACAUGCCCAAAGACUAUAAAACACCAUGCGAGAUGCCAGAGUUUCCAUUGUUGCCCUGCAGUCGUGGCUUUUGCAUUGCGGUCAAAGGUGUCUUGGAGGCGUUGCAGAACGAAUUGACUGCACUGGAAAAGAAGCAGCAAAGUGAGUCGGCUGUUCCUGCAGCGGCCACAGCGCCGCGAGCUGCACCCGAGGAUGUGUGAUUGACGCGAAUGUUCGCAAUGCUCAAUGUUUGUCAGCCUUGCCUUCGUUGUGGUGCCUAUUAUAAAAAACACAAGACUAUCGCCGCCUGCUCUUGAAAUUGAGCCCUUCACAGGGUUUAUUUCUUAUAUAUUUAAGUAAUCACAGCUCGAAUACUCUCUACCUUAUUAACUUGGCUUAUCAAUCGGCUAACAAACUUUAUAACCAAAAAAAAAAGAUGAUAUUUUUCCUAAAUUUGUCGCUUAUUAUUUGUAAAAACUUUUUAUUUAUUUAGUUAGUCCCCAUUUCGUUUUAUGUUAACACCAAGUUCAUGCGUAUACAAACAAAUAUUGCCUAUAAAAUAUGUAAUGUCUAUAGAGCUAAUAAUUCCCAGCAUUAGUUUUCUUUCUGUAAAUAAUCUAGUUGUUCUUCAAUUGAUUAAACUAGGAAUUUUAUGUAUAUUUCUUUAUUGGCAAAAGUGUAUCAUACUAUUUUUUUCAAUUUUUUGUUUUUUUGCUUACAUGAACUUUAUUUAUUUUGUAUUUAAUUUGUUGUGCGCUAGGUUAAUAGCACUUGGAUUUAAGCUGAACCGCAACUAGGAAUCUGCAUUCCACUUUAAGUAAUGUAGUAAAAGCAGGCAAUUGGUCACAUCGCUUCUUUCAUAUUUAAUAAGCUAGGAAAUGCAAGAUACUAUGUGAAUAAUAAAUUACCAAUUUUAUUUAUUAAA